Molecule: messenger RNA, 4671 nt
Organism: Chaetomium strumarium
Lineage: Eukaryota; Fungi; Ascomycota; Sordariomycetes; Sordariales; Chaetomiaceae
Exons: 5
Coding region: 1-4671 (1556 amino acids)
Source: RefSeq, a predicted model, not a curated record
AUGGCGGACAGCACUCGCCCAUCUAGUCGGGCGGAAGCACAACGACUAGUGCAGAGCAUUGCCGAUGACCAUCGUCACAUCCCUGAAGAGGUGCUGGGCCGUAUGUCAGAUGCCGAUCGUCGACAGGUUGAACAUGCCAUUCUUAUGAUGGAUCAGACAAGAGGUUCUUCUGUUUUGACCCUAGCCCAGAACCUUUAUACAAGCAAUGCUCGGUUCGUUUUUGAGCUGCUCCAGAAUGCUGAAGACAACGACUACACAAAGGCUCAAGCACACGACGAGGAGCCCUACGUGUCGUUCCGCGUGUAUCCCAAUCAGGUGGUGCUGGAGUGUAACGAGGACGGUUUUACGGAAGAGAACCUAAGAGCUAUUUGCUGCGUCGGCCAAAGCUCCAAGAUUGGAGCUCGGGGGUACAUUGGAGAGAAAGGCAUCGGGUUCAAGUCGGUGUUCAUGGCAGCAUAUCGGGUCCACGUCCAGUCUGGUCACUUCUCAUUCCACUUUUUACACCGCCAGGGUGAUUCCGGGCUCGGAAUAAUCACACCAAUCUGGGAGGAUGGAUUAUAUCUCGGUGAUCGAUGCACUCGAAUCACGCUGGACCUGCUGCAGGGUGGGACGCCAGAAGAGCAAGCGGGACGCAACCAGACGAUCCGGCAGCAGUUCGAGGAACUCCACGACGCAAUCCUUCUAUUCAUGAAGAAGAUUGAGAAGAUCGAGGUCGCUUUCUAUGACCAGGAACGAGGCGGAGCCGGCGAGCCAGUGAGCACCAUCACCCACUCGAUAGAUCGUCGGGGCCCGAGAACUGUCUGCACAAAACACACAUCCCAAAUGGGCCACGAACAGACGCAACAUCGAUAUUACUACGUCAUGAAGGGUAUCGGGACGGGUCUGAGCAAAGCCGAGGGCCGCAUCUACUCGCAAUCAGAAGAGGCAUCGGGGGCCUAUUCCAGAGGAGAGGUGGUUCUAGCCUUUCCCCUGACGGCGGACUCGGUACCCAUCCUGGAGAACCAAUGGGUGUUCUCGUUUCUGCCCGUUCGCCAGAUGGGUUUUAAGUUCCUGGUCCACGCAGACUUUGUCACCCAGGCCGACAGGCAGGACAUUGUUACCGUCUCUGCCCGAAAUCGGGACCUUGCCACGAAGAUCGCGAAGGGCUUCAUCAGGGCGGUCCUUCGGCUUUGUGAUCAUGAGACACUUCAAUACCAGUGGAUGCGGUACCUUCCAGAGGAAAGUGCAUAUCCUUGGGACGACUUCUGGAAGGGGGUAGUCGCGGAUAUCAGGAUGCGAAUCUGGUGGACGCCGGUUCUCCGCGCGGCCGUUCCAGGCCCGCUCCGGCUGAUAGAGAGCGUACGGAGACACCGACCUACACACCUUGAUGCGUCCGGUGAACCCCUACUUCCCGACAUUGACCCAUGGCCCUAUCUGUCUCCUCAGUACGAGAGCGCUGAUCUGGACCGAUUGCGCGAUCUUGGGCUCAAAGAUCUAGAUAUGCACGGGAUCUUCUUGAGGGCCAAGUCUGAUCUCGCAGCACCAAUAUCGAGGAUACAAACGACUCAGGACGAAGACUGGCAAUCACGCCUCGCGAGGCUAUUGCAUUACCCGUUUGUGGAGAACACGGCAGUCAACAUCACAACGCAGAGGGAGCUUCGCUGCAUGCUUCGCUGCAUGUGCCGUGAGCUGAACCUGCUUCCACUGAUAGACGGUACUUGGACGUCAGCGGCAUCUGGUUCCAUCUACUACUCCAGGGUUCAGGGCACCAAUCUAGACAUCCCCCCGGGUCUAGCUCUGGACCUAAAAGUUGUGGAUCCAACGGCUGCCGCCAACGCCAAUCGGAAACAACUCUUUGACGCUCUGGGUGUCAGGGAUGCGCCUGCAGCUGUUGUCCGGGCAGCUGUCUUGUACAGGUACCGCACCACCCACCCCACGCUUCCGGAGAGUGUGUCCUAUCUUCGUUUCUUGUACCUUACCGAGCGUCUUGCCAACCAUCGGUACGACGGCAAUCAGAAGUUCCGAAUUUAUUCUCAUCACGGACAGCUCGAGAACGCAACACAAACGGAUGUCUUCGUCAGAGACGACGACGACCCUUACGGGACAGCACAGCUCUUACGAGCGACGGCGCCUGGACCUGAUGCGGGCGCUGGUGCACCCGGACUAGAUAUUCUCUUUGCACAUGCGGCCUACUUCCAAGAUCCUCCCGAACGACGUGUUAAUGAUACAUGGGAGUGCUGGCUCACUCGUACCUGCGGGCUUCAACCUUGUGUCACAUGGAUCCGCCAAGCUGGGGCUGACACGCAAGAACGUGAGAUGACUACAGCUUGUACCUAUGUUGCUCAGCAUCGACCCGAGAAGUUCCUCGGUCUUCUUCGCGUAAAUUGGAAACGCUAUGGGCUACAUCUUGAGCGGAAGGAUAGCGCCAUCAUCGAAGAUCUCGGCUGGAUCCCGGUCCUGUGCAAGGGGCCCGGUAUCAACCUUCGACCUCUCAACUCAACCUUUCUCCCUCUUGGGGAGCUGGUGACGGUCUGUAAUCGGUUCAUGCUUGACGGCGAGUUCUUCCCUUGGUUGGAGUUAGAGACUCCACUGAGCAACAACGCGGCUACCACCGAAUGGAGACACCUGGCAUCUGUGUUCGGCUUGGGAUAUGACCGCGAGCUCUUGGACCUUGCCCUGGAGGUCUUGAAGUCCAUCGUGGAGGCAAAUCCUCUUGUAGAGGAUCUGGGGCAGCCAGAGCGUUUGCUCAAGCUCUAUGGGUACCUCCAGGACAGGGUACAUGAGUCCAGACAUCGUGGAGCGUGCCGAGAGAAAAUACGGGGCGCAUUUGCGUCCCGACCAUCUAUUUUUGUUCCUGAAAGCGAGACACAUGGUCCAGCUUGGGCCGAGCCCCGAGAUUGUCUCUGGAAAGCACCCAUCGCAAUGUUUACCAAAUACACGCUAGCUAGAGCGUAUACUCUUACAUUCUCAAGCAGCGAUGACAGCCUUGCCUGUCAUGAGACGUUCUUCGUGCGCACCCUUGGGAUUCCAAACUGCACGUGGGAGCAUGUCGUGGACGAAAUCAGGGAUUACGCGAUCGGGGUACUCAUCGAUCUCGAUCUAACUAGAGCGAGGGAACUAUACAACUGUCUUUCAGAGAUGCGGCUGCUGGGCACUUCGGCUAGUAAUCUCAAGGGGACCUUUGAACGCGAGGCUCUCAUAUGUGGCUUCGACGAUGCAUGGUACACAGCUUCAGACUGUCUAUGGUCGAGUACCACUCCAAUCAGGGGCAAACUCAUCCUCAACAACCUUUACGGCAACGACUUGCGGGACUUCUUCGUCGGUGCCUUGGGCGUGUCUGAACUGACGGCCGAGCUGGUCUACGAUAAGCUCGCGGCAAAGGACGGCCCUGAGUUGUCAGUUGAGGAGGCCAAGGAGACUUUGCUUACGUUCAACUCAUUCCUCGCAGCCGGCAGUGGUGGAUUUGAUCCGGCAGCCGUUAUUGCAAAUCCGGUGUUCCCGGUUCGCUUCCCGAACGGCAAGGUCAGCCUUCGUACAGGCACCGAAAAGUUCGCACUGAUGGAUCGCAAACUCCUCGGCGAGGACUUUGCGGCUUUGGCCAAGUUCCUCGAUUUUGGCAUGGAAGAGGUCCGCAUAUUACAACCAUUGUUUCAGUGGGCUGGGCUGGAAGACAGGUACUUGUCCAGGGCCGUCGGGGAGAUUACCAGUGCGGAUACGGAAUCAACACGGGCCUUCUCAACACCUCAUCGCGAUAUUAGGAGAAAUGCACACGCUUUGCUUCGGGUUGCGGUGACUUACAACAGCCCAAGAACGAGCCGGGACUCGAACCUCAACGAGUUCUACGUAUUCCUCCAGAACUCGGAAACGCUUGAGACGGACAAGAUCACAGCGGAGCUUCUCCUGACCCAAGACGACACGGAACUGCGUGUGGAGAAAGAGCCAGCGUUGCUUCACAUUCGCGAGGAUAUUGACGGGUUGAAAGUUUACGUGCCAGGGGAUAAGAGGGGUCAAGAGGUCUGCUUCAACAGCAAGCUUCCCCGCCGUCUGUGCGAAUGGAUCAUGACGGAUCCGGCGACACAGAUUGUGGCGCCAGUCUCGCCUGACGCUGUGGCUGUUGUCCAGAGCGUGCUGAGCGCCCAGCCAUUUGCAAUCAACGACAUUCUGAACGAGCAUGGGAUUGUGGAAGUCAAUAUCGCUGACAGCGAUAUUGAGAUUCUCGCCGACGAAAAAGAGGUCUACCGAGAGGAGGUCACCACCAUCGCUCAAGUCUGGUUCCUUACCGCAGCCCCCACGGAGGCUUCCAACAACAACUCCCCAUGGCCAGAAACUCCCACCUCUCGUUACCACGCUUCAACAGAGUUCAGCAGCAACGACAGCCCGGGGUUGGCAACGACCCUGUCCUCCUCGGUCGCAUCACCCGGGGUCAUCCCAUCUGUAGACGUGGCUGCCCGGAGCAGCCACGAAUCUUCAAGGCCUCAGUUACGCCGGAUGGACGCGAACGGAGAGGUGGAGGGAGACCCUCACCUGUCUCUACUUCGGAGCGUCGUCGACGCUCCUAGACGCACUACCUUUCCGUCACGAGGUGCCUUUGACAUGUCCGCCGUCAACGCGGCGCUACCGAGAGGUUCAGGGGACAACGACGCCGCAACUGAAAGCUUAUCGGCUAAGGUGGACCAGCCAGAUCGAGCGUGA